Entamoeba invadens IP1 is the source of this 1317-nucleotide messenger RNA. RefSeq lists its product as hypothetical. The record is from RefSeq and is a predicted model, not a curated record. NCBI's taxonomy places the organism in Eukaryota, Evosea, Mastigamoebida, Endamoebidae. The transcript has a single exon. The coding region runs from base 1 to 1317 and encodes 438 amino acids.
AUGGAUAACGAAGAAUUUGAUCUCGAAGACGUUGCUACCCCAAUUGCGACUAUCACUACUCACAACAAAGAAACGUUGUGUUCCAUUAACCUAACUACCAACGAAAGAUGUGUAAUGUUGACUGGACUUCAAAAAAAACAUUUUGAUGAAUUAUGCAAGUUGAUGAAAUACAAAAACGGAUAUUACAGUGUAAACAGAGAAAGUGAAGUUGAAAGAACUAUUGGAAAGUUCACAGGCACAAUACCAAAUACUAAAGUAGUCACUCUUAACAAGAAAAACCAACUCACUUAUGAAGAUCUGCUACUAUUGUUACUUACUCAAUUACAUGGUGAUUACACGUAUAAAGAAUUGUUUGAAUUCUUAAACAUUGAAAUCAUUUCACCAGAUAACAACGAAAAUGAAGUGAACGAGAUUAAAAACAGAAGAAGAAGAGAAUCAAAUAUAUCUAAGUGGCUUGAUCUGGCACUCGACUUGUUUAGUGAAGCAAUGAAAACAAUAUUUAUCGACUCUGUGUUAAAAUGUGCAGAAUGUACACAAAGCUUCGAUAUUGGUAGAUCAGCUGCUUUCGGAAAAUAUAUACCAGAGUUAAAGCAUGUGUUUUUUGCAGUUGACGGUAGAGAUCAGGCAAUCAACAAUAAAAGAGUUGAACACGGAACGACAACUGUGUUGGAUAAAAAUUUUUUCAGUUUUAAACAUAAUCAUUCAGGCUUGAAGUCGGAAGUUGUCAUCAAUUAUUUCGGUAUGGUGGUCAGUAUCGUGACCGAAAUCGAAUGCAGUGUUCACGACAGUGUGUUAUUUAAAGAUUAUUAUUAUGAAAAAUGUGUCCCACGUAACAUGUUGAUAUUGGCAGAUGGUGGUUAUUCUUCUUGCCCAUCUUGUGUAAUUCCAUUUAAAAUAACCAAUGAUCUGGAGUUAACUGAAAUACAGAGGAGGCACAUUAAAAACCGUAACAAUUGUCAUUCGUCUUGUCGAAUUGAAGUCGAGAACUUAUUUGGCUGGUUAGUAACAACUUUUAAAAUGAUGCGAAAUGUGUGGAAAUUACCAUUGAACAAAUACGGAUCCUAUUCAAUUGUUGCACAUGCAGUUCUCAACUUUAUGAUAACAAAAAAUCCUAUGCGAAAUGUUCAUUUUUAUUUAUUCAACUCGUAUUUGAGAACUAGUCCCGAAAACAGAAACUUGUUUUUGGAACCGCUUCCACCCACUACAAGAAGAUGGCUGACUGCAUUUAUAGAACAAAGAGACGUAUCCGCAGUUGUUAAUGGUAAUGAAGAGUUUGUUGAUGGACGUGGAACUGCUAAUGUUGUUAAUGAAGAUUGA